Messenger RNA from Lemur catta (Ring-tailed lemur), 678 nucleotides. RefSeq names its product claudin 25 (gene CLDN25). The record is from RefSeq and is a predicted model, not a curated record. The coding region runs from base 4 to 678 and encodes 224 amino acids. Lineage: Eukaryota; Metazoa; Chordata; Mammalia; Primates; Lemuridae. Gene Ontology annotation, cellular component: plasma membrane; bicellular tight junction. Gene Ontology annotation, biological process: cell adhesion; bicellular tight junction assembly. Gene Ontology annotation, molecular function: structural molecule activity. The transcript has a single exon.
ACUAUGCCCUGGAGUUGCCGUGGGAAAGUCCAGCUCGGGGGGCUGCUCCUCUCCCUCCUUGGCUGGCUCUGCUCAUGUGUCACCACCGUCCUGCCCCAGUGGAAGACUCUUACUCUGGGACUGAUCGAAAUGGAGACCUGGAUGAUGGGGCUGUGGCAGGUCUGCGUGAAUCAGGAGGAAGUUGCCACUGUGUGCAAGGCCUUUGAGUCCUUCUUGUCCCUGCCCCAGGAGCUCCAGGUAGCCCGCAUCGUCAUGGUGGCCUCCCACGGGCUCGGCCUGUUGGGGUUUCUGCUGUCCGGCUUUGGGUCUGAAUGCUUCCAGAUUCACAGGAUCAGAUGGGUAUCCAAGAGGCGGCUCUGCCUCCUGGGAGGGACUUUGGAGGUCUCAGCUUCAGCAACUACUCUCUUUCCAGUCUCCUGGGUGGCCCACGCCACAAUCCGGGACUUCUGGGAUGACAGUGUUCCUGAGAUUGUACCUCGGUGGGAGUUUGGAGAUGCCCUCUUUUUGGGCUGGGCUGCUGGUAUUUUCCUAGCUCUUGGUGGGCUACUCCUCAUCUUCUCAAUCUGCCUGGAAAAAGAAGACGUGCCUUCUCCCACAGUGCCCCCCUCCUGUGCUCCAGUGGAGGAGUCAGACAGCUCCUUCCACCUCACGCCAAGACCCGGGAACCUGGUCAUCUAG